AUUAUUGUGUGAAGCUCGUCCUAUAAUUCUCAGUUAUCCAUUUCAACUUCUUAAAAUCUCGAACAGCCCCUUUCACCAAGCUUUCCUCUUCACCAGGUACGCAUAGUUUUACCAACCAAACUCACCUUCGGAGUAUCCUUGCAGAUGUCUCAGUCUCAGUCUUGCCAGAACCCAGAAGUUAAGCAGCAUAAAGUUGUAAUUCCAAACAAGUAUGGUGAAAAACUUGUAGGAAUAUUGCAUGACACUGGAUCUACUGAAAUUGUAGUAGCGUGCCAUGGUUUUCGAUCCACUAAGGAAGAUACUACUAUGGUGAACCUUGCUGUUGCCUUGGCGAAUGAAGGAAUUAGUGCCUUCCGUUUUGACUUUGCUGGAAAUGGGGAAAGUGAAGGCUCGUUUUCAUUUGCAAAUUAUUGGAGAGAGGCUGAUGAUUUACGUGCUGUAAUCCAACACUUUUGUGGAGCCAAUCGUGUAAUAAGUGCGAUUCUUGGGCAUAGUAAAGGCACAUUAUUGAUUAAUGUAACUGUAGGAGGUGAUGUAGUGCUUCUGUAUGCUUCUAAGUAUCAUGAUAUCCACAAUGUUGUCAAUAUUUCUGGCCGUUGUGACUUGAAGGGAGGCAUUGAAGAACGCUUAGGGAAAGACAUUAUGGAAAGAAUUGAGAAGGAUGGGUUCAUUGAUGUUAAGAAUAACACAGGAAGUGUUGAAUAUCGUAUUACCAAAGAAAGUUUGAUGGACCGUCUAAAUACGAACAUGCAUGAAGCAUGUCUUCAGAUCAACAAGGAAUGCAGGGUCUUGACAGUCCAUGGAUCGGCUGACCAAAGUAUCCCUGUUCAAGAUGCACAUGAGUUUGCCAAGAUCAUACCUAAUCACAAAUUGCAUAUUGUGGAAGGAGCCGAUCAUGAAUACACUAAACAUCAGACUGAACUAGCAGCAGUUGUUCUGAAUUUCAUAAAAGAAGGUCUGAAGCAGAAUUAGCAUAUAGCCUUCCAUCCAGGUGCCAGAUGAAACCCAGCUCUUUAGUGCUAAGUUACAGUCAGCAGGGAAAUAUCAUAAAUUGAACAUGUGAUCUGAAGCACUCCCUGCAACACUGUUUCCUUUCAUUUAGUUAGAUGUUCUAUAUUUUGGACUUGAGGAUCAAAAUUGUUGAAUUUUAAUAAUUCAUGAAUUUGUUAUGGGAGGAUUAUAAAAAAGUAUAUAUAACAUGAAACCAAUAAGGGGGCAACAUCAGACUUGGGUUUCAAUAUUCACAUGUUUUAUGGUAUAAGGGCUUUUCUUCUAA
Messenger RNA from Mangifera indica (mango), 1276 nucleotides. RefSeq lists its product as uncharacterized. The transcript is spliced from 8 exons. Bases 145 to 972 code for a protein of 275 amino acids. The record is from RefSeq and is a predicted model, not a curated record. Gene Ontology annotation, cellular component: cytosol. Lineage: Eukaryota; Viridiplantae; Streptophyta; Magnoliopsida; Sapindales; Anacardiaceae.